AUAAUCUUUGAUGCGAAUACAAAUGCAUGCGCUGUCAUCACAAGAAUCGUUAAGUUGGCACGCCUGCGUUGGGACAGAAAGAAUGGGAAACGUUCCAUUCCGCACUUUGAAAGUCGCAUGCGAAACAAAAAUACCGCUAAUGCUGUAUUUUUGCAGUUAUUACCUAACGAAAUACCUUCAAACUUAUCUUCGUAAAAUCAAAAUUUUUGCUCGAAAGUAUUUACCCAAUACGAUUCAUUUAAAUAGUCAGACAACCAUUUUUAUUACUGCGUGGAACGGAACUAUUCUAAACAAACAAAUCAAUACCACCAACAUAAUGACCCGAACAAACAUUCGCUCGCGUUGUUCGCAGCUGACUGACGCAGUACUUGUCAAAAAUGACGAAAACAGAACAGAAUUAUCAGUGAAUUAAACUAAUUUAUCCCCUAAAACGACCGAAAAUAACGCGUGCUAAUGAUACGUAAUCAGUGACAGUCCGCGCGCUACACAGAAGCGUCGUUACACAACGCGCUCUCUGACAAACACAGUGCAGUUAAAAAUUAUACGCAAAUUAAAGUGAUCAUCCUUUGUUUGGUGAUCAUGGCUGCAGCGUUAGCUAAUGACUCACCGAAAUACACCAAUAGCUUGAUCUGCUGCAGCCCACGCAGCGUCGACGUGGCAUCUACCUCUUCCGCGUCGUCUUCUACGUCAGGCUGUGUAUCCGCCGAUGAUAGUUACGACUCAAACUACAUACCAAAGUCUAUAUCGAAUAAAAAGUUGAAAAUACACAGCACAGCGACCCGGGAAGAACUCGAGAAGGCCGCGAAACAGUGCAAAGAGCUAGUUUUAAAUACGCCUCAGUGUUCUGAAGAGCGAAAAUGGUUAGUGAGAUACCUAGUUGAGCUGCGACUCAGAUUAGAGGAUGUCAAAGAGAACGACGGACAGUUUAAGCCACGCGUAUCCAUUAAAAGUCACCACUUCGAGCAACAAAUAAACAGUAACAACCGUAAACAGUAUUGUGAUCACUGCAGUGGAGUUAUUUGGAGUAUAGUUCAGAGUUCAUACAAAUGUAGUGACUGCAACUAUGUUUGUCAUUACAAAUGUGUGGAUGAAGUCUGUAGGAUGUGUGCUCAUGUCGUGAUGACAGACAGGGGGCAAUUCGAGAUGAGUAUAUGCCCCGAAAAAGGCCUAGCCGCUCAGGAUUAUAAAUGUGUUGAGUGCCAAACUGCUCUUACAUUCAAAGAUUCUUGGAACGAACCACGAUUAUGUGAUUACACCGGCCUAUAUUUCUGUAGUACAUGCCAUUGGAACGACCUGUGCGCUAUCCCUGCUCGAGUUGUACAUAAUUGGGAUUGGGAUAAAAAGUAUGUGUCACGUAUAGCUUACCAAAUGCUCACUUUGUCAUGGUGUAGGCCGUACAUUGACAUUGAAAGUAUAAACCCGAGACUGUUUAAUUUCAUCGCAGAGUUAGAAUGGGUUCACAAAAUGAGAAGGGAUUUGGAAUGGAUGAGGCGUUACCUUUGCGCUUGUCCAGAGGGUACAAACCUACUGUCUCCUCUAUUUGUUCAGCUCGGAGAUGUUAAUAACAAAUACAGUAUGUCCCACCUGGAAGAAAUAAAUGAUGGUUCGCUGGAAUCAAAAUUAACUGAGUUGACUGAAAUUUGUCGCAAGCACAUAACGGGCUGUGCUUUGUGCUCUGGAAAGGGUUACUUAUGUGAAAUAUGUGGUAACAAUGAAAUUCUUUAUCCGUUUGACAGUGGAGCAAUACUUUGUGAUAAAUGCAAUUCUAUGUACCAUAGGGGAUGCUGGUUAAGGAAAGGACAGAAGUGCUUGAAGUGUGUACGUUUAGACGAACGAAGAAAGAGCAAAUUGCCAGACAACGAGGCAGCUUGCCACCCAGAAUAUGACAUAGAUAAAUUUGUUGAAUAAUAUUUUAUUUUUGUACCUGACUUGUUUUAAUGUUUAUAUAUUUUUUUUAUUUUAACGUUACUUAAGGUAGUGGCACCAAUGAUGGACAUGAUCGAAACAUUUUUAUAAGCUAUAGACACUCAGUGUUACUAUAUUAAGUGAUUAGUAGCUCUGAAGAUAAAAAAAAAUGACGAUUAUUGUUCUUUAUCAUCCCUUGGUGCCACUACAUUUCUAAGUGUUUGUGAGUUAAAACAUGUACUUUGUCUGUUCAGAAGAAGGACACAAUUAAGACAACUUUGAACCAUGAUUUUCUUUACUGCAUGGUUGAAAGUUUAAACAUUUUUGAAGAUCUUUAACACUACUUUGUAAAUUUAUUUAGUGUUAUAUUAUUCUCUAUUAUUAUUGUAAUUAAUUAACAUUUUCAACUAUAUAUGUAUUUGUUGACUGCAUGAUUUUGUAAUUAAUAAAGUUUUAUUUGUUAAAUAAAUAAGAAAAAGUUUCUAAGGUGCUGAGAUGUAGUUUGUAGCAAUACAUUUUAUGUAAAUGGCUUUAACAUUGACUGCUAAAUUUAAUGCUUAAAAUUAACUUUUGAUUACAUUAAUGUACUUUUGAAAAUAAUAUAUUUACGAGAACAGCUGAAUGUUUAAUUUAAUAAUGUUAAUCAAGAAAUUCUAAAAGGUUUAAAUAUCCCCUCGUCUGUGUAUGUGGAUGAUUUCUGCCAGGAGUUGAGAAAAUUAUUUUCAUAUUUUGCCUUUUAUCAUAUUUAGUAAUGGUUUUUAAUUUACAUAUCUCAUAUGUAGAUAGGUUUGUAGAGAAACUAUUCAAGAUUGAUUUAAGACAUAAAUGAAGACUGGAUGUACAGUAGAACUCGAAUAAUAAGAGGAAUAUCAACCAGAAAAACUUUUGAUUUUCCGAAUAUGAAAAACAGAGUAAAGGCCUACACAGACCAGGGGUACCAUCCUUUGUGGAUGAGUAAUAAAAGCUAACUUGUUGCCUUAACAUAUAUAUAUGUUAGGUAUAAUAUAAAGUAUGAAAACUUCUUAAUAAAACACAAAACAUAGUGUUAGAUAUACCUAUUCAUUUACCAUAUCAAUUAAUGUUUUCAACUCUGUGAUUAUGAGAUUUAUUGUUGUUCAUUAAAAUAAGACUAGUUGAAACUGGAAAAAAAUAUUAAACACAUUAACCUAAAUAUGGACAGUUAUCUCACUAAUUUAAUUACCUAUAAUUUAUAACCAUAGAUGAAUGAUUGGUGUCACGUCUCUCGAUUGAAGCGAGACGAAUCAUUCAUCUAUGUUUAUAUCCAUUCUUUUAUUUACAAUAAUACAACAAAUGACCAAGUACUAUCUGUGGCAUGCAAUAAAGAAUAAAUAAAAGUAUACUUUUUUUCUUUACAUUAAUACUAAAUGUUUUAUUCAAAUAGUACAUGUAAACUUAAAUGCUUAGUUACCGAAAUAAAUGAAUGUGAUGGUUUAAAAAAAUAUAAUAAAGUUAUCAUAAAAAAGAUUUCUUUAAAAUGAAAAUUAUCAAAAAAAUAAGCUAAAUAAAACUAGUUUUUACGGGU
Chilo suppressalis (striped riceborer) is the source of this 3448-nucleotide messenger RNA. The record is from the annotation of a GenBank genome assembly. NCBI's taxonomy places the organism in Eukaryota, Metazoa, Arthropoda, Insecta, Lepidoptera, Crambidae.